UUACUGACCAUAUAGGGCCAUAUUUUUUAUAUGCCUGUUUACAAUUUUCGAAAAUGCACGCUGGUACUUGAGGGAGACUACUAUUAGUAUCCCAUUUCAUCAUCUUUAAAAAUUCUAGGUAGGUGCAUGUGCCUACUUUUUCAGGGCAAAAUGAAGUUAUAUUCGGAUCCAGGAAACCAGCACACUCUGAAAGCAAUAGUUGCUGCUGCAUUAGCAAAUGUGAAGCUAGAUGUUCAAUCUGUGAGCAUUUCAGACUGCAAGGUGUCAUACCUAAGAAGAAGCAGACUUCCAGCUCUUGAGAUAUCACCAACUGAGUUCAUCUUUUCUGCAAACAACAUUUGCAGGUAUAUCCUGACCAACAGUUCAGAGCAAUCUUGGGAGUUGAAAGUUGAAGAAUGGGUUGAAUGGGAGAGCACCCAUUUACAGACUAUACUUGCACCUUACCUGAAUGCGGUCUUUGGAGGAGGAAAAAAGAAUACCGAAUCUCUGAAGCUUCCAUUCUCAAGACUGAAUGAUGCACUUGUCAAUAAACAAUACCUAGUAGGAACAAAACUGACAGCAGCUGAUAUCAUAAUAUGGUGUGCCCUGUACCCAGCCAUUGCUGAUAACCCAAGUCUGUGUGCUGAUUACAAGUAUCUUCAAUCCUGGUUCCAGGGCCUUGCAUCACAAGAUAGCUUUCAGAAUGGUGUUGCUACGGUGACAUCAGGGAAGGGGGCAUGUGCCUUCAAGGACUCCAUCUUGUCUCAACAUGUUAAGAUUCCAAUGUCUGAUGCAGGUCAUGGACAACAGGCAGCUAGUAGUCAGGCCUCAGAAGGGCAGGAUGAGAGCAAAAAGGACAUUCCACCUGAAGAAAUAGCAGCAGCUAAGGCAGCUUUCACCAGAGGAAGAAAGUCAUUACCUAAAGUGACCGAGAGAGUUCAUCCAAUACUACCUCAACCGUCUGGGAAGAACAUCCUCAUUACCAGUGCUCUUCCAUAUGUGAACAAUGUACCUCAUCUAGGAACUAUUAUUGGAUGUGUUCUUAGUGGGGAUGUCUUCUCCAGAUUCUGUCGUCUCAGGAACUACAAUACCCUUUACAUCUGUGGCACAGAUGAGUAUGGAACAGCUACUGAAACCAAGGCAUUAGAAGAAGGUAUGACACCACAACAGAUAUGUGACAAAUACCAUGCACUUCAUAGAGACAUCUACAAGUGGUUUAAUAUCGACUUUGACUUCUUCGGUAGAACCACAACACAGAAGCAAACAGAGAUCGCUCAAGAUAUCUUCUUCCGUCUUCAUGCCAACAAUCAUAUUCUAGAGGAUACAGUAGAACAGCUCCUGUGUCAGAAGUGCAAUCGCUUCCUUGCUGAUCGCUUUGUAGAAGGAAUCUGUCCACUCUGUACUUAUGAAGAUGCCAGGGGUGACCAGUGUGAUAAAUGUGGAAAGCUCAUCAACGCAACAGACCUCAAAAAACCUAGAUGUAAAGUGUGCAGUGCUACUCCUGUCAUUAAGAGUUCAAAGCAUCUGUUUGUAGACCUACCCAAACUGGAACCUGCCCUCAAGGCGUUCUUACAGAAGUCUACAUCUGAAGGAAACUGGUCUUCCAAUGCCAAGCUCAUUACAAACUCAUGGAUUAGGGAUGGACUAAAACCAAGGUGCAUCACCCGUGAUUUGAAGUGGGGUACACCUGUUCCAUUGGAAGGAUACACAGAUAAGGUGUUUUAUGUAUGGUUUGAUGCUCCAAUUGGCUAUCCGUCCAUCACAGCAAAUUACACUGAUCAAUGGGAAAAAUGGUGGAAAAACCCACAACAGGUUAAACUAUACAACUUCAUGGCCAAAGACAAUGUGCCAUUCCAUAGUGUGAUAUUUCCUAGCUGUUUGAUAGGUGCUGAUGAUAACUACACCAAGGUCAAUCAUUUAAUAGCAACAGAAUACCUUAACUAUGAAGACACCAAGUUUUCCAAGAGCCGUGGUAUCGGUGUGUUCGGUGACAAUGCCCAGUCAACAGGUAUCCCAGCAGACAUCUGGCGGUUCUAUCUCCUUUUCAUCAGACCAGAGUCUCAAGAUAGUGCCUUCAGCUGGGCAGACUUUGUCUGGAAGAACAACAGUGAGCUUCUUAACAACCUUGGUAACUUCAUCAACAGAGGAUUAACAUUCCUAGAGAAGAGUUUUGACAGUGCAAUUCCUGAGAUAAGAUUAGAGAAUGAAGAUGAGAGAUUGAUUGCAGAGAUCAACCGAGAGCUAAAGAGCUACAUUGCAUUGCAAGAGAAAGUCAAAAUCCGUGAUGCCUUGAAGCACAUCCUCAAUAUAUCUCGUCUUGGUAAUCAACAUAUUCAAGCAAAUAAGCCAUGGGUUCUAGUCAAAGGAAAUCCUCAAGAAAAAGUACGUGCUGGUACUGUGAUAGGUCUGGCAGCUAACAUAUCCUGCCUCCUCUCAGUCAUGCUACAACCGUUCAUGCCAGAGACAAGUGCCACCAUCAAAGCCCAGCUCCAGGCUCCUGAUGAAUGCUAUGUCUUGGGCGAAGACUUUGUUUGUUACCUGGACAAGGGACAUAGGAUAGGAAAGCCAAGUCCACUUUUUUCUAAGAUUGAACCAGCUCAGGCUGAAGAAUUUAAAAAGAGAUUUGCUGGGAAACAAGAAAAAGUUGGAAGUGCAUCUAAGCCCAGUGGAGGAUCAAGUGCCCCAGCCCCGGCCCCGGCAGCACCCUCUCCUAGCAACCAAGCUGCUCCAGCUGGACCCCAGGAGGUGGAGAGACUUACUGCAGAGGUUACAGCUCAGGGAGAAAAAGUUCGAAAAUUGAAAGGCGAGAAGACUGAUAAGACAGUGGUGGAUGCAGAGGUCAAGCUUUUACUUGAUAUAAAACGAAAAUUAGCAAUUGCUUCUGGUCAGGAUCCUGAUGCUACUACUAAGUCGAAGGGAAAAAAUAAAAAGAAAAGUGGAAAAAAGUAGAGAAAUGAAGAGUAAGCUGAUUCAAAAGUGUUAUGUACUUAUGCAACACUGUCAAUUGGACAUCAGGAUAUGUGAAUUUGAUAGAUUAUGCUGUUAUUUAUAAUUCUCAAGCUGUCUAUUUAUUAGAUAGUCAAUGUUUCAUAGGUCAUUAUUAAAUUACAGCUUCUUCAUGGGUUUUAUGGACCCUAUUUCAUAAAGGGAUAUAUGAACAAUACUUGUUAACAAUAAUUUUCCUGUAAUAAAAAUUCAUUCUUAUACUAAUAUUGAUUCAAUAUUUGCGAAUGAUAUUCUGUUUUUCACUUCUGGUUCUUGUAAUGGCUAUUUCAAUUUACAUUUUAUCUGGGCCAAUGUAUAAAACAAUAGUGCACGAUAUUUAUUAAUCAUUUCAUUCAACUAUCCAUUUAAAUUUUCUUUCCUGUGUUUCAUUCAUGCCAUAUUGUCACUUCCAGGUGUCACUUUUUGCAAAUAAAAAUGUAUCUGCAUAUAUAUUUCAUGUUGAAUUCAAUUCUGUGUAAAUGCUCACAGUAUUCCCUUAUAUACUUGUGAAAGUGAUUUUUUUAAUUCAAAUUUUAAACAUUAUUUUCUCCCUUUCAUCAUUUUAUGAAAAAUGUAUAUUUGUAUUUUCUACUUUGUUCAGGGGCUUUUCUUUUUUCCAUUUAUAAAUAUUUAUAAGAUUAAAUAAUGGAUCCUCAUCAAAUAAUCGGUUGUUUGCAUGCACUCGAUUUGGUAUUCAAUUUCCCACAUUCAUUUUUGCAAAUCUACUUAAAUUGGGUGAUGAGCAGUCAUAAAUAAAUGAUGACUGGUUUGGUUUUGAAAUGAGGAUGGCUUAUUAAAUCACAAUGCACCACAUCAUCAUCUUAUAAAAGAAAAAAAGAGAACUCAUCAUAUGUUAUGGGCAUUUGUAUAAUUAUCCAACCUCUUUCCCUUUGAAACAGUCUAAACACCCUCGGCUAUGCCUUUGUGUAGUUUAAUAGGUUCAUUGUGUGUAUGUGGUUCUUAUUAUUGACCUCACAUGCAUGUUGCAUUAUAUAGCUGUGUUGGCGAGUCACUUAAUCAUUGCAUGCAUACACGUGCAAUAAUUUUCUAACCAUUAUUCAUUUGAUCUUUUUUCUGGCCUACUUGUACAUUAUGUUCUUUAGAAAUUCUAUGGCGCAUUAGUUCCCACAAGUGAUUGGGUUUCAAGUCCCUAGAAACAUCCUGUCAAAUUUACACAGUACCUGAACAUAAUAUACAUUACAUUUUUCUUACGAAUUUAAUUAAGAAGGGCAGAAUAUAUUGAAUUUUCAAAAGUUUCCUUCCUGCAUUUUUAUGUAUUGUGACUUUUUUCUUGACAUAUUCAAUCCAGAAUGUUAAUGAGUUUUUAUGCUAUUGGCUAAAUGUAUGCUUUCUGUAGAGGAAAGGGUAUAUGUAAAGAAGUGGAUAUUUUUUAAAUGGAAGAUUUGUGAAAUAAGCUAAAAUAAUCAAACUAGGAGAUAACUCCUUUAAAUACAGUUACUUAAUCUUGCAUACAUGCAGUCUGUAUUUAGAUAGAAGAUAGCCAGUACUAGAACAUGAAAGUUCUUUUGCCCAAAUUCACAGGUUUAACCCAGACUAAGUUUAUGAAGUGCAUUUUAAUAAAAAAUUAAAAAGUUCACAUGGCCUAUUCAUGCUCCUGAUACAAAUAUACAAUUGGAUAAACUUCAUUGUACACUAAUGCUUUAAAACAUUAGUAGGAGGUUCAAAGCCCCAUUGUGAAUUUGUGAUUAUUCCUAUGUCAUUGAAUCAAUGCUGGAAAAAAAUUCUUGUAUUGAUUUGAAUUGACAAUGAAAGCCAGACCAAGGCAACAGUUAUUUUAUCCAAUCUCGUGUAUACAGAUGAUAUCAAUCAAUGCGAACAUAUGAUUUUAAAUUUCUUACCAUUUCAUUAGGUGAAUGAUUAUACCAAGAGCUUCAGUGUCUGUACAUUGGUUGUUUUGCUGAACUAUGUUGGCUACAGUCACAGUAUGGGAAUGAUAGUAAAAUGUCAGAAAUUGUGAAAUAAAUCCCCAGAAAAGACAGUUAUUCCUGUCUAGUGGAUGGUAACCCUAUGUUGCCAUUGCUAUUCCAUAUUAUUGUGGUAAUGAUAUAUGUCAUUUUAUUAUUUCUGCAAAAUGUAUUUGAUACUAAAUAUUUAUCAGGAUAAUGAUGAUUUUGGGGGACAUUUUAUGAUUUAGGUAAUGGAAUCAGACUGGCAGGAAAUUAUUUUUAAAAUGAUAUCAACCAUUGAAAAUGUAUUCAUACAGUGUAUCCACCUGAUGGACUUAAUUGUUUGACUGCAAUAAAUUUAAAAAUCAUUUAUAUAACAUCUACAAACCAA
Messenger RNA from Lytechinus pictus (painted urchin), 5262 nucleotides. Its product is annotated as methionine--tRNA ligase, cytoplasmic-like. NCBI's taxonomy places the organism in Eukaryota, Metazoa, Echinodermata, Echinoidea, Temnopleuroida, Toxopneustidae. The record is from RefSeq and is a predicted model, not a curated record. Gene Ontology annotation, molecular function: ATP binding; methionine-tRNA ligase activity. Gene Ontology annotation, cellular component: cytosol; aminoacyl-tRNA synthetase multienzyme complex. Gene Ontology annotation, biological process: methionyl-tRNA aminoacylation. The transcript has 19 exons. Bases 127 to 2928 code for a protein of 933 amino acids.